CCAGAAAUUUCCCCUCCCUCUCUGCAGAAUCCGGAUCUGCCCUGCUUUGCUCUGUCCUUCCGCCGGCUGCUCUUGAUUGUGGGUGAUUUCUGGGCAUUUUUCUGAUUGCCGCCGGCCUUCUUCCCCCUGCUAGGUCCGGUUCUUGCUGGAAAAUUCUGGUAUGUGACAGCCUUUUAAGGCUUAAAUUGUCCAUUUUGUUUGCUGCCUUGUAUGUCCGAAUUUUGCUAGAAAAAUGGGGAAGAAUUCGAUAGCUUUAGGACCAUGAUUUAGCUUAAUUGAAGUGGGAUUUAUGUGAUUGAGUGUUAAUUGCUUGUUGUGAUUUUUGGAGUAAAAUCCCGUGAGAUUAGCUAGUGUUUUGGCCAUUUGUGGAAGUGCAGUUACUGUUCAUGGCACUGUUCACGGGUACUGUUCACAGAACACUGUUCACACCCCGGGGCCAAUAAUUAACGGGGAUUUAAAUGAUUAGUUGUGAUAUGAGAACGAAUUUGGAGAUGUUCGAUCAUGUGGAAAGUGAUAGAAAUAGCAUUGUGAUUAGGAAUGAUCCUAAUGAUGAUUUCAGUGUGAAUUUGUGAUAGUGGUAUUAAUUGUGGAUAUUUUGAUUAGGUCCUCGAUCGUUUUGUCAGUUAGCACUGAGAGUGAGUGCUCGGUUUUAUGCGAGUGAGGUAAGUAAUUUAUGGUAAUGCCCGUACUGUUUUAAAAGCAUGUUUUGAUUUGUUUUUGAAGUGGUGGCGGGACUAAACCCGUUUUACACAAGUGUGACUGAUUUGAAGUGAAAUGUUUUAUGCUUUCAUUAAAUUGAGCAUGUCUACUUGAAAUUUGAUUGAUUGUCCUGAUUAUUUGAAAGUGAUUGGUGAAUUAUGUUUUUCUAUUAACUUCAGCCUGUUUUGUCUCUGAUGUGGUCGUGUUAUUACUGACCCUGCUAGUAGGGGUUAAACGCUAGCACAUGUCGACAUGUUAUUGAUAGGACCGGUUCGUUCGACUGACCCUGCUAGUGGGGGUUAUACACCAGCAAAUACUGACCCUGCUAGUGGGGGUUAUACACCAGCAAAUCGUGGCUCUGCUAGUGGGGAUUAUACACUGGCCGUGACCUAUAGAGGAGACGUCUAUUUCGUGCCCAUACUGUAUCCGUUUUUCGUGAUUGUACUUGUUGGCAUGCUAUAAGUUUAAUUAAGGGCACUCCAUAUUUACUUACUGAGUUUAUCUCAUAGUUUUUCCUUGUCCACUAUUUCAGGAAGUGAAACCGAGGACGGGGAAACCACGGGAAGUGACGAGUUAGAAAGCUAGCCAUUUCGGGAUUGAUAUAGAUUGUAGAAGUAAAUCAUGAUCUUGUAAACUAGAAUGUAUUUGGAGAUUUAUGAUAUCAGAGUAAAUUUUAAAGAUUUGAUCUUCAGAUUUUGAUGGUAUCAGAGUAUGAUAUGAUUAAGUUCCGAGCCUUGUGCACUUGUGGGACUCGUCUCACGAGUGCACGGCGUCUGUCACGUCCCCGGAUUUGGGUUCUGGGGCGUGACAAUUAUAUAAC
Rubroshorea leprosula is the source of this 1519-nucleotide messenger RNA. The record is from the annotation of a GenBank genome assembly. Lineage: Eukaryota; Viridiplantae; Streptophyta; Magnoliopsida; Malvales; Dipterocarpaceae.